AAACAGUAGUAAAAUGAGCGAAUUUAAGACACCGACAACGAAGAGAUAUAAAAGUAGGAUACAAAAUAAUCCAGAAUUGCAAACGCCUAUUAAAAUACCAGCUUCACCGUUUUUAGAGCAAAUAGGUUAUGGAUGCGGUGUUAACGUAUUUAGCCUGGAACGAUCUCCAAAAGUUGGUUUUAUCCGAUCUCCAUGGGCGAUAAAAAAACGUAACUGCAAAAUUAAGGAAAAUAAAAAAUAUAAUGAACGCAUUCGAUUCGAAGCAGAAGUACUUCGUAAAUUAAAUCAUCCAAACAUUGUUGGUUUUCGGGCUUUUGCGGAACUUUCAAAUGGCGAGCCAUGCUUGGCAAUGGAAAAAUUAGACGCUUCUUUAGGUGAUAAGAUAGAAGAAAGACUCGAAACUGUUGAUGAUCCAUUUCCUGCUAAAGAUAUUUUAAAAAUAACGUAUGAAAUUGUAAAAGGAUUAGAAUAUUUGCAUCAUACUGCCCAUAUUUUACAUGGUGAUAUAAAAAGUUAUAAUGUGUUAGUUUCUGCAGAUUAUAAAACUGUUAAGCUAUGUGAUUUUGGCGUGUCUUUGCCACUUACAAAUAGUUUAGAAAUGUGUACUUCAAAUGGAAACUUUACAUAUGUGGGAACAGAGUGUUGGAGUGCACCUGAAAUAAUAUUUGAGGAUGGUCCUGUUACAAAUAAAGCAGAUAUUUGGGCAUGUGGUCUUGUAGUUUGGGAGAUGAUAGCCUUGUCAUCACCUCAUGUAGAAUCCUCAGAAAUGGAUGAAUCCUGCUUAGAUGAUUCAAUGUUAGAAAUGCAGAUGAAUAGCAAUACAAAAACAAAUGAACAUGAUAUAAAUAUAGAUGAUGAUAAUAGCUUUCUUAAUGAAAUAUGCAAUAAAAACUAUGGUACUCGUCCUGCAUUACCUGCUAUUAAUCUAGAAAAAGAAUAUGAGAGAGUACUUGAGGUAUUUUUUGCAUGCACUACUGCAGACUAUAAAGUGAGGCCUAGUGCAAAAGGUCUUGUUAAUUAUUUUAAAAAUUACGUAUAUAAAUAAUAUAUAGAUAUAUACAUUACUGCUUUUAAUACUUUUUAAAUAAACAAUUUUAUGAAUGUUAUAACUUGAUAUAGCUGUGAAACAGAUUAAUGACAUGUAACAACUGUUUUCAUUUAUCUAAAUAUACUAAUUUUUAUUAC
Molecule: messenger RNA, 1185 nt
Organism: Bombus pyrosoma
Lineage: Eukaryota; Metazoa; Arthropoda; Insecta; Hymenoptera; Apidae
Product: lymphokine-activated killer T-cell-originated protein kinase
Exons: 5
Coding region: 14-1045 (343 amino acids)
Biological process (GO): protein phosphorylation
Cellular component (GO): cytoplasm
Molecular function (GO): ATP binding; protein serine/threonine kinase activity
Source: RefSeq, a predicted model, not a curated record